This is a messenger RNA of Erigeron canadensis, 1798 nucleotides long. RefSeq names its product probable serine/threonine-protein kinase PBL22. The transcript is spliced from 5 exons. Bases 1 to 1704 code for a protein of 567 amino acids. NCBI's taxonomy places the organism in Eukaryota, Viridiplantae, Streptophyta, Magnoliopsida, Asterales, Asteraceae. Gene Ontology annotation, biological process: protein phosphorylation. Gene Ontology annotation, molecular function: protein kinase activity; ATP binding. The record is from RefSeq and is a predicted model, not a curated record.
AUGAUCCCAACUUUUCCAUUUUUUGUGUUCGUGUUCGUGUUCGUGUUUGUUACAAGUGUUUUUGCUACAGAUGAAUGUGUACUUGAUAUUCAACAUACCUCAAAAAGUUGUGAAAAUGCUAAUUGGAACGGAUUUAUCGACAGUGAAUGUUGCGAAUCACCAUUUGAAGAAUAUCUAUCCGCGUUAUCAGUACACGCGAACCAAACCCAAACCGGGUCAAUUUUCUUGAACUCGAGACAACAACAAAGUUGUAGAUCUUCGUUAGAAGGUAGCAACGGAAGAAAUCUGUUGAACUGUGGUGUGGAGAAGCUAACAUCCGGACUAGGCAGUUGCUCGAGUUUCUCUCUAACGGAUGUUGCUAACAAGCUUGAAAGCUCGUUAACUGGUUUAGACCAAGAUUGUGCGGUUUUGGAUUCAAGAAACGGCUGUGAUUCUUGUUUUGAAAGAUGGCAAAAGAUUGGCGGUUUGACUAUGAAUAGUAGUAGUGAAGAAACCGAAAUUUGUAGAUUUGUUGUGCUUGUUUCGAUGGUGAGUAGAAAGGUUUCUGACCCGAAAUGGAUUCGAGCAGUUUAUCAGUGUCUUGGUCAGAAUCAAUCUCAGAAUCUUGAAGAUGAUGAUCAUAAACACAAGAAACGAAUUAGCAUAGGAUUGUGGAUUCUGAUAGGAGGUCUCAUUGGAAUUGUGAUGAUUUUAAUCACAACAUUGUGGAUUUUCUUCAGAAAAAAAGUCUCCAGAAAGCCACCCGACUGCAAAGAUGGUGUUUGUGUAUUGAAUUCGCCUAUUCCAACAGAUUUAACCACGAAGUUAACAGUUAAGGAAGUCUAUGCAGCUACGAAUGAUCUCAAAGCUUCUAACUUUAUCGGUGAAGGAAACGCUGGUAAAGUGUAUAAAGGUGUACUACCGAAUGGUCAAGAUGUUGCAAUCAAACACAUCGUGAACGAUGGUGAAAUGGAGACAUUCGUAAGGGAGAUUACAAGUUUGUCCCCUGUAAGACAUCCUAAUCUCGUAAGGUUAUUGGAUCAUUGUGAGGGUGAAGGCGAGUGUUUUCUUGUUUACGAGCUUUGUCAUUGGGGAAAUCUUUCUGAAUGGUUGUUUAGUAAAGAUAAAGUGCUAACAUGGAUCCAACGUCUUCAAAUCGCUAUUGACUGUGCUCGUGGACUAUGGUUUCUUCAUACUUACCCUGGCGGAUGCAUCGUUCAUCGCGAUAUAAAGCCGACAAACAUUCUAUUGAACAUGAACUUUCAAGCAAAGUUGGCUGAUUUUGGAUUGUCUAAGAUCAUCGACACGGGCCUGUCUCAUGUUAGCUCAGAAGUUAGAGGAACAUUUGGUUAUGUGGAUCCUGAGUAUCAAAAGAAUAGCCGUGUCAACGCAUCUGGGGACGUUUAUAGCUUUGGGAUAGUGCUAUUACAGCUUCUUUCUGGUCAAAGGGUGAUCAAUAUAGACUUGCAAAGGCCAAUGUCGUUGGGGAAGAUGGCAAAGGCACUAACAAGGGGAGGGAGCUUGACAGAGUUUGCUGAUCCAAAACUUAACGGAGAUUACUCCUUUAAGGCAUUUGAAACAAUGACAAACCUAGCUCUUUCAUGUAUCGGGACAAAGCAACAAAGGCCUUCAAUGGAGCAAGUAGUCAUAGAACUCGAAAGGGUUCUUGACGUGUCACUAAGAGAUCGGUCGCUUAAACCUUCCUUUUCUUCCGACAUUGUCUAAAUCAAAAAGCUCGCAUACUUGGCUAGUAUUGUAACAAAGUAAUUACUGUACGUUUUCAUACACGCUUUCAACAAGGAAAGUGUAUAAACCUUCC